This is a messenger RNA of Microcebus murinus (gray mouse lemur), 1501 nucleotides long. NCBI's taxonomy places the organism in Eukaryota, Metazoa, Chordata, Mammalia, Primates, Cheirogaleidae. The record is from RefSeq and is a predicted model, not a curated record.
CUCCCGCUUCCUCCCAGCCCCGCUAAGCCUGGGCACAUCCUCCUGCCACCCGCGCACCUCUCCGCGCCGUCCCCGCUCCGCGGCUCUGCCCUCGGCUGAGCUCGGCUCCCGCAGGCGCUCAGCCUCACGCCCCUCGGCCCCCGCCCCGCCGGCCGGACAGGGAGGAGCAGAUGGCCAGGCCUGCCGUCCACGCUGCCCACAUGCUGUUCCUCGUCCUCCUCGUGCUUCUGGGGCUGAGCCUGGCAGGCUCCCUUGCGCCCGGAACCCCUGCUCGGAACCUCCCUGAGAAUCACAUUGAUCUCCCAGGCCCAGCACUGUGGACGCCUCAGGCCAGCCACCACCGCCGGCGGGGCCUGGGCAAGAAGGAGCGGGGCCCAGGCAUGCCCAGCCGGGCCCAGGAUGGGGCUGUGGUCACCGCCACCAGGCAGGACUCCAGGAUGCCGGGGGCUGAGGGGCUGCCGCCUGGGCACACUCCUGCAGGCCUGCUGCGGGACAAGGACCUGCUCCUGGGGCUGGCGUUGCCCUACCCUGAGAGGGAGAAUCAGCCUCCAGGGUGGGAGAGGGCCAAGAAACGUGGCCGGGAGCACAAGAGACGCAGGGACAGGCUGAAACUGCACCGAGGCCGAGCCCUGGUCCGAGGUCCCAGCUCCCUGAUGAAGAAGGCGGAGGUCUCCGAAGCCCAGGCGCUGGAGGCCGCAGCGGAGGAGUCCUCUACCAGCCUGGCCCCCACCAUGCUCUUUCUCACCACCUUGGAGGCGGCACCUGCCACGGAAGAGUCCCUGAUCCUGCCUGUCACCUCCCUGAGGCCCCAGGCACAGCCCAGGCCCGACGGGGAGGUGAUGCCCACGCUGGACAUGGCCUUGUUCGACUGGACCGAUUAUGAAGACUUGAAACCCGACGUCUGGCCUUCUGCAAAGAAGAAAGAGAAAUACCGGGGUAAACUCUCCAGCGAUGGUAACGAGACGUCACCGGCCGAAGGGGAGCCAUGCGACCAUCACCAAGACUGCCUGCCAGGGACCUGCUGUGACCUGCGGGAGCAUCUCUGCACGCCCCACAACCGCGGCCUCAACAACAAGUGCUUUGACGACUGCAUGUGUGUGGAGGGUGAGUCCGGACUCCUUGUGGGGGCUCCCCGUGCUCCAGGAACCCCCACGGAGCUCUCCCUUUCUCCAAGCUGGUUCUGCCAUGAGGCGGGACGAGAUUUCCCAGUGGGUGGGAGAGUCCCCGGGGAGCUGAGGACAGGAGCGAGAACAGCUUUGCACGGUGCCUUCCCAAUCUGUGAGCUCAUUUAGUGCCGAUUCCUGGCAUAGCUUCUCAGAUUUGCUUUUCUCACCUCUUGAGAAAAUACAAGCUGGAGUGAUGCUCUCCCACGAUCUGGAGGAGGGAAGAAGGGAGGAGACAGGAGUGUAUCUCUUUAAAUAAGAUCCAACCUUAAAAGCAUGCCGCUUUCACUCUGGAAUUCUACCCCAGGGGAGGCAUUCCAAUGCGAUAUCAGCUCAGC